AACUCCGCUUCUGGUCCAUUAUCAAGGAAAAAACCGAAAACUCAUAAUGAAAACAUUACUUUGCAAUUUUCGGGACCUUUAUUCUCCGAAGCACGACACUCCAUGACUGAUUAAACCGUAAAAAUCUUAUACCUUACAGGAUAUUAAGUGUAAUUGUUAGAAGAAGGCCGAAAUUACAAUGACCCAGUAUAAAAGCUGAAAAACCAAAUUUUACUUUGGUAUUUCGAAAUCGAUCUUCGCUGAAUGUUGAUCCCCUCUUGGUUUCAGUAGCAGUGCCGAAGAUGAGCCGGUUACCAAUUCGCUUUUUGCUGUUGCAUAUCUGCUGGUUCGCUAUUGUUCAUUCUAGUGGUGUUUUAAUUAAGUCUGGUGUAGUGAAAAAUCAGGGAGAAGCGCAAAACGAAAAUGUGGAAGAUGUUAAGUUUCAAAAAGGAAUCGCGAACUUCGAAGAAGAGGAAGGAUUUAAUAAAGAUGAUGAGAAAAAGUCGGUUGUAGCACAAGAUUCAGGAAGAUUUGGGGAACAAUCAGCAAAUAAAAAGGCCCACGUGGACGCAAACAAUUUCCAAAAAGAAAACUUCCACCAAAAUGCUGGAGAUCAGAGAGGUAAUGUAGAUACCAAAGUUGCUCACCACAAAGGACACCACAAAUCCGGAUUCACCAAUAGCUACCAUAAGGACGAAACUGGGAGCAACUCCAGUUAUUUUGAUGAUGGAUCUGAUGAUGCGGGACAGAUUGAACACAAGAAUUACAGAGAAACCUAUGGCGAUGCCGGUCAACACAAGCAAGGAGGAGGAAAAUACGACAGUGCGGAAUUUGCCAAUGACCAAGCACGACGAGGUCAAUAUGAUAAUAAUGGCCGUUACGAAAAGGACUACGGAAACCAGAGAAACUACAACCGAAACAACUAUUACGAUGGCAAGGAGAAUCUGGCUAGACGAAACUUGGGAAAUUCUUAUGAAGGAGGGGCCAGAUUCGCCGAACAGCAGUAUGCCCAUGGACCUGCAUACUAUCCAGCCCCAUUGCCAUAUAGACGUCCUCUUCCUCCACCACCACCACCACUACCACAGGAUCAUCACAUCACUAUCUAUGAGGACCCCAGAUAUGUGCGAUCCGACCCUCGCUACAGAAGGUCUGAUGACUACAUUGAUGAUGUCAAUCUGGAAAUCCGAAAUCCUUUGGAUAGAGAUCGGUUUGAUCACUAUUACAACAAUCCUAGCAAGGACUAUGUUUACUAUGAUUAACUUUUCAGACUCUUGUGAUUUAUUUAUUUUAAUUUUAAGAUAAUUUUAGGCUUUUGCGAAGUGUGGUGGAAAAGUACUUAAUUUUUCUGUGUAUAAAGCGUAUGUAGAUUAUGUCCGUUCAUAACAACAUUGAGUAACAAUAGUGUGUUUUUCGAUUUACUGCUAUGCAACGUUUUGGAUGUACCAAAUACUAACAUAACAUUGAAACAUUGAAAAUAAACGUGUCGUUUGAAUGCGAUUUUGCGAAAAACAAACUUAAAAUGUAACAUUUAAAAAAAGAGUUUGAAACACGAUGUUCUUAUUAAUUAACCGUGCCGGUUUCUACAACGUUUUGUUCCAAUUAUGAAUGAAUGCAUUGAGAUACGUUUCGUAUCAAAUACGUUUAAUCAAGCUUGAUGAUUUUUAUCAAUAUUUUAAGGGUAUUUUUUGAAUGAAAAAACUAGAGAAACAUUUGAAAAAAGCUUGUCAAGUGGAUCGAUUUUUGGAAAGGCAACAAAAAUCGUUAAUUUUGUACUUCACUUGGUUUUUUCAACAUCGCUCUUCACAUGCAUAAUUGCAUUUUAAAUGUGAUUGAUUAACUGCAUUUUCGUUAACAGCUUUUGCUUAAAUUUUGUUUUUUUAACUAUAAGCUAUAGGGAAAAUUUCGUUGAUCGACUUAUAUUUUUUAUCGAUAUUUAUUUCUUAUUCUCUGACUUGUAAAAACCCUUCAUACCUGACAUAAAGCAUUAUGGUUUACAAUUUAAUAAAUAUUGAAUUAUUGAAUUGA
This is a messenger RNA of Dendroctonus ponderosae (mountain pine beetle), 2004 nucleotides long. Its product is annotated as putative mediator of RNA polymerase II transcription subunit 26. Lineage: Eukaryota; Metazoa; Arthropoda; Insecta; Coleoptera; Curculionidae. The record is from RefSeq and is a predicted model, not a curated record. Bases 282 to 1238 code for a protein of 318 amino acids. The transcript has 4 exons.